This is a messenger RNA of Glarea lozoyensis ATCC 20868, 3114 nucleotides long. Its product is annotated as P-loop containing nucleoside triphosphate hydrolase. Bases 1 to 3114 code for a protein of 1037 amino acids. The transcript has 10 exons. Lineage: Eukaryota; Fungi; Ascomycota; Leotiomycetes; Helotiales; Helotiaceae. The record is from RefSeq and is a predicted model, not a curated record. Gene Ontology annotation, molecular function: ATP hydrolysis activity; ATP binding.
AUGACAGAGAACAUCACACAUCUUGACCUUCUAGUCUUAUCUUACUUGGACCGUAAAGUAGGAGAAGCUCUUCACUCAACCAUCUCGGAAGACCAAACGAAGGUUUUAGAUGGUAUCAUAGCACAAGGUCUGACAGAGAUAGCUAACACAGACAAUCGCAAGAAUCUUAUUGGAGACCCCUCCUCUGAAGGUGGUUUCAACCGAAAUUUCAGUCACCAGAAAACAGAAAAUAAAACAGAUUCAUCGUCGCCGCACCGGCCGGGACCAUCUCAAGAACCAGAGAGUGACGAAGACGACACGGGGCGAGGAAAAGGCUGGGAGAAGAAACCAAAUUACGGAUUUACCGGACCUUUACCCGCUGUUCCAGACCCUCCAUUGUGGAAAGACGAUCCGCCGAAGUGGUUGGAUCGCAAAACUGACACGGAACGUCGAGAGCUUGAAAAGGUGCAUCAGCAACCUUCUCACACUGUUUCGGCAGAAAUUGAAAGAAACAAAGCCUCGAGACGAUCGUCUACACUAACGUAUAUUUCGCCGCCGACAUCCCCGAGGAGAGACGAGUCAGGACCACAACUCCCUAUUUCACAUGAAACUAUCAGCAAAGUCACUCUGACCAACAGCCAGAACAACAUGCCCAAAAACGUUAAAUUCUCUCAUCAAGAUCCGAGGAGUCGACAUUAUUACUCGGACAGUGACUCUGCACUGAGUUACGCAGGUUACCCUGACGAUGGCGAAGGCAGGAGCCUUAUUAGAAGCAGGUCUGGUUCAUUGGAACUCAAGGAUGAACCAAAUAUCUCUGUUCCCCGGAGCAUGUUAAGGCAAAAUACAUUCUCAUCUGGAACCUCUCGAGGCCCCCCGGAACCGGCUGGAAACGCGGAAGAAGCGGUUGUUGAUUGGAGAUCCCAAGUCUGCACUGUAUUGAAUGCCAGUCAAGGCACAAAUGACAGAGAUUUAUUAUCAUCGCUGCUAGGCCUGAUGAAAGAUGGCGAAGCAGCCACGGAUAAAAAAACAAAGAAAAAGACAUCAAAGCCACCCCCGACAUAUGAAAUUCUCCACAGAGUUGAAUGUGCGAAAAGUAGCAAGUAUAAUGUUUACUACGACUCACCCAACUUUGACGAAAGUAAGAGCGGUAGCAAAUAUCAUCUUAGAGGCAAUCUGUCGGUUUCAGAAGACGAUCUAUCGAAUUUGAGCAAAGGGAAGACCGGAAACCUUUCUUUCCUGAUAUUCAAAGAAUACCAGUGCUGCCAAAAACAUGAUGACGAGUGGGGUGACAGCUGGGAAUCUUCGCUUUCUAAUGAUAGUCCCCCCAAAAAAGGUGCAAGGGUGAUUGACAGCCCACAAGACUUGUUCAUAAAAGACACCAUGCAACUCAUUUCAGAAGGAUUCUGUGUAGCUCUUCGUGCAAUGUCCAAGCUCACGGGCAGAGUGCCAGCAUGCUACCCAGAGUUCGUGACUUCAGCUAAACUUGAAGCGCCUUAUGCGUGGUAUUACAUUGACCGUCAUAUCUGGAAGGACUCUGUCGAAUCCUUGAAGAAAAAAGAUCAGCGCCAGAUCACGAUGUUCAUGAAGCAUGCCAACGAGCACAAUGGAAAUGAAUACGAAGAAAUAGAUUCCUUGUUAGAAAGGGGAUUCAUAACACCAAAAUAUCUUGAUUGCCUUUUUAUACCCCAACAACUAAUUGUGACCAAUCCUUCGACAAAGUCAAGUCGUCAGUCCAAAGGUGGUUCAGACCUUAUCGUCGCUUACAGACAACUAUCAAAACUAGCCAAGCCCAUCAAAAGAGGCUCAGAAGAUCGAUGGUACGAUGACACUUCGAUACGCAGGCACAAGCAGCCGACUUGCAGGCAAAUUAAAUACUCUUACUGGGAUUUCGAUGGAAACUUCCAGGAGAAUCAACACGAGAUCGAUGUCGAGUAUGAUGAUGCUGCUGUAGGACCAUUUCCCAUAUCCGGUCUUAAUGUGUAUCCUUUGAAAUACGCAGACGAAAGUAUCAAAGCCAAAUUGAUUGCGCGAGGGAAAAUGUUCUGGGCUUGUCGGGAGCGGAAAUAUGUUUAUUAUACCAACACUAAUCGUAACAAAGCGAGCUCUGGCCUUGACGGGAGAUUCAUGGUGGAUAUUGCUACAUACAAGAGAAUGCAUCCUGGGAAUUCGAUGAACAUCUCACAGUUUGAAGAUAAUUCAAUCGUAUCUCAAGACGAGCCACCGGGAGGAGAUUUUCUUUCGCUUCUCCCGCCGACGGUACUGGGCUUCAAUAUGCAGGAGAAGAAGUGGUUAACUUUGCCUGUCGAUCACCUCUCCGACGUCAAGUGGAACAAGCAAGCUUUUGAUAGUCUUGUCGUUGAUGCGGAGACUAAAACUUUGAUCACGGCGAUGGUCACCAAUCAAAUUGACGCUGAGAAAAAUACAGAUUUGAUCAGUGAUAAAGGAAAUGGACUUAUUGUGCUUUUACACGGUGGACCUGGAACUGGCAAGACCUUAACCGCUGAGAGUGUUGCUGAGCUAUCUGAGAAACCGCUUUAUCGUGUUACGUGUGGCGAUAUUGGAACCGAUCCAGAGGCUGUCGAAAAGUACCUGAAAACGGUGUUGCAUCUGGGCAAAGUAUGGGGAUGCGUGGUACUUCUAGAUGAAGCAGACGUGUUUUUGGAACAACGGACUCUGUCUGACUUGCAGCGAAAUGCACUCGUUUCUGUUUUCCUGCGCGUACUCGAGUAUUACGACGGCAUCCUGAUACUAACCAGCAAUCGCGUCGGUACCUUCGACGAAGCCUUCAAAUCCCGCAUCCAACUCUCCCUGCGCUACGAAAACCUCACUCGUCCGCAACGUCUGCAAGUCUGGGAGAACUUCAUCAACCGCCUUGAGAACUUCGACGACGGCGAAAUCGAUCUCGACGAUAUCCGCGCCCAUACUAAGGAGCUCGCAGCGUAUAACAUGAAUGGUAGACAUAUCCGGAAUGCGAUUACGACAGCCAGACAGCUGGCAAGGUACAAGAAGGCGCCGAUGAGCUAUGCGGAUUUGGUCCAUGUUAUUAAUGUGGCGGGGAAGUUUGAUAAGUAUUUACUGGAGAUGCAUGCGGGUGUUAGUGAGGAUGGGUUGGCUAGGGAAUAUGCUAUUCGAUGA